Molecule: messenger RNA, 1452 nt
Organism: Paramecium tetraurelia
Lineage: Eukaryota; Ciliophora; Oligohymenophorea; Peniculida; Parameciidae
Exons: 4
Source: RefSeq, a predicted model, not a curated record
AUGAACCAAAGACGAUCUGUUAGUCUCGAAUCCAAAAAGCAUCUUACCAAUUCAACUUUUAGAACUACUUAACUCUCAACUCCUAAAUAAGACUUAAAUACCUACAAACCAUUUUCUCCUUCUAAAGAAGCCAAACUAUAAUUAUUCAGAAAAAUUUUCCAUGUGAAACCAACCAAAACAUCUACAGUUAUGAAUUUUUAUGACGUUGAUACUGUUACACCUGUGGUGUGUUAAUCAGCAUAAUUGGAUAAGUAUGACUUCCCUAAUUGGUUAAAAGGAAGGACAGAUUUCACUAAGCUUCGAAAAUCUAAAUACUUCGAUUAUCAUCUUAAAGUCUUUUCAAUCUGUGAAUAAGAUCCAUUCAAGAGGUCAGAAGAAUUGAAAGAAGUUGUUGCUAAUUAUCUGGCUAAGCUAGAUUUUUUUCGAUUGAUGCCCAUGCAAAUGUUGAAGCAGAUAUCUGGUAGAUUGUUUGCAAAAUCAUAUGAAGAGAAUGAAAUUAUUUGUAAUAAAGGUGAUAAAGGCGAUUGCAUGUUUGUAAUUUUUGAUGGAUUCGUUGAAGUAAUAGGAAAAAACAAAAAAUUGGGGCCUAAAAAUAUAAUAGGUAGAAAUGCUUUAGACAAUGAUUAACCUAGAAAUGCUACAUUGAAAUCAAUUGGUUCAUCUCAUUUACUAAUCUUAAAUCGAAUUGAUUACGUUACAAUCCUUAAUAACAUUAUGAAGUCAGAAAGUGUAAAAUAGGAACAAUUUAUUAGAAGUCUCUAAUUAUUUGCCCAUUUUUCUGAGGAAAAACUAAAAAAGUUUUGCAAUGCUCUUUAAGGCAAAUAUCUAACUCCUAAUGAGAACUUAUAUAGUGCUGGUGAUUUGGUUGAUCAUCUUUAUAUAGUUAAACAUGGGAUUCUAGCAAAGACUGUAGUUAUGGACUUAGAGGACUAAAAUAGAUGGCCAAUAAAUUAAAAAAAGUGGAUGAGUCAAACCAUCACAAGAACUUUAUCAUUUAACAUAGAAUAUAAAGCAGGGUCAUUAGUUGGUUAUUAUGAUAUUUUGGAUUCUGAAUUUGAUUCAGACAGAAAAAGGAAUGAAACCAUUGAUGCGAAAACAGAUUGCUUUUUGUUGUUCAUAUCUAAAUCAUAAUUUUUUCAUGUAUUUCAAUAAACUGAUUUGCAAUAUUUUCAUAAUUACCAUGUGCAGAACAAUCCUUUGACAUUUGAAUAAUUGGUUAAAAGUACAAGACAAAAAGAAAGCGAAUAAAAGUAAAAAGUCUAAAUAGUAACAGAUGCAAUCUAUUCUCAUCUAAGAUAAUAUUCAUUUGAUUAUAACACUCUAAAGAUUAAGGAAAAGAAAUAUGAUCAGGUUAAAUAAAAUUAAGUUAAUGCUUCGAAAGAAUUUAAUAGUUAAUACAAAAUAAUAAGGAGGGAUAAACAUCUCAAAAUAUUAACUUCGCAAUAUGAAUGA